AUGAAUCAACCAACAAGACGACUCAUAAAAACUUUAAUCUCAAACAACAAUUUAAAUCCUUCAAGAUUAGGUAUCAGAAGUUUACAUCAAGUACCACCUACUUCAAGUUUACCUUUUAAUGUAGAAACCGGUUUAUUACCAUUCUUAUCAUCGAAAACUUUGAAAACUUUAUCAAUCGAUUGGCAAACUGGAUUAUUAGACAGGCUAAAUCAACAUCUUCAAGGAAGUGAUGCAGAACAUUUAUCUUUAUUUGAUUCGAUCAUACAUCUUGCUAAAGAUCGUACACAAGUUCAAGCUUUUAAUUUAGCUUCAGAAGCUCUCAAUAAUUAUUUUUUUCUCAAUGGCCUUGUAACUUCAACGGAUGUGAAUCAGUCCAAUCGACCAACUGACGGUUCACUUCUUUCUCGUGCUAUUGAUGAUACCUAUGGAUCUUACACUCAAUUUGUUUCUUACUUCUCAAGCGCUGCCAAUGGAAUGGCCAGCUCUGGAUACCUCUGGCUCGUAUGCGAUCAAGAUGGUUUACUAGGAAUCUGUCCUACAUUUGCAAGUGGUACAAUUCUUGUACAAAAUCGACAACAAAGAGGAGACUGGCCAUUACAACUUGGAAAUCUUACUAGGAAUCCUACCACUUCAAGCUCUUCUUUACCAUCUUUCAAUAAUUCAUUAUUCUCAAAUCCGAUUCCACUUUCAACACCCAACCGAUCGAUCACAAGAAAAACCACCGAACCAAGUGAUCGAUUUAAUCAACUUCAUCCAAUCUUUACAUUACCUAUUACUGAGCGAGCUUACUUAAUCGAUCAUGGGGUUUGGGGUAAAGAAACUUAUUUGAAAAGUUUUUGGGAUGUCAUUGAUUGGAAAAAGUGUGAAAAGGCUUAUGAAGCUAGAUGUGAUAUUAAAAGUCAUGAAGGUAAAAGGUGGUAA
This is a messenger RNA of Melampsora larici-populina 98AG31, 921 nucleotides long. RefSeq lists its product as uncharacterized. The transcript has 5 exons. Gene Ontology annotation, molecular function: superoxide dismutase activity; metal ion binding. The record is from RefSeq and is a predicted model, not a curated record. Lineage: Eukaryota; Fungi; Basidiomycota; Pucciniomycetes; Pucciniales; Melampsoraceae. Gene Ontology annotation, biological process: superoxide metabolic process. Bases 1 to 921 code for a protein of 306 amino acids.